This is a messenger RNA of Plodia interpunctella (Indianmeal moth), 3280 nucleotides long. It is a transcript of the gene Ugt50B3, whose product is annotated as UDP-glycosyltransferase family 50 member B3. Lineage: Eukaryota; Metazoa; Arthropoda; Insecta; Lepidoptera; Pyralidae. The transcript has 8 exons. The record is from RefSeq and is a predicted model, not a curated record. Bases 608 to 2242 code for a protein of 544 amino acids. Gene Ontology annotation, molecular function: UDP-glycosyltransferase activity.
UUUUAAUAUAUCCGUUUCGUUAUGUCAAAAAAUUUUCGAUAGUAGAAUUUUUUAAAUAUUUUAUUAUUAUUUACAUGCUUAUAUUUCCUUAAAGUUAAUGAUGAAAACCGAUGGUCCAUAAAUUUUUUUAGUUUUUUUUUUGUGGUAGAUAGCAUGCUCCUCAUAUAUUUAUAUAUUUGUAUAAUCAUUGUCGGUAAAACAUGUUUAUUUUCUUUCUUUCUUCAACUCGAAUGAAAAUCGCGGUCAAAAUCUAGUUACAAAAUCCAAAUUUAGGACAGCACUAUCAUACAAUUCACUUCCAAUAAUCUGCAAAGAUACCGCAGAAUCGGGUUGUGGCAAGAAUUGCCGCAUGUCGUUACCUCAUGCUUCAAGACGCAAGAGUGGGAAGCGGCGACCGCGUCAGUUGCGUGCAAGCGCGUCGACGCACGCGCAGAUAUACGACCGCGUUCCUAUUUCAAAACUUCGAAUUUCGGUUGGAAUAGUGUUGGGAUUUUUGUGUGUGGAAUAAAUUCCAUGUCGUCGGGACGCGCGGCCAGUGAAGUGAGAAGUGCUUGGUGAUUGUGACGUGACCGUUUAUUUUUGGAACAUUUUUGAAUUUGGAAACGAAAUGGUGGGGUCGCGGUGGCCCAUACUGUGUCUGCCCGUGCUGCUGGCGGCGGCCUGCGGCAGCGACAUCCUCAUGGUCACCAUGGGUGGCACCAAGUCCCACAAAAUGCCUUUCUGGGAGCUCUCCAGGGGACUCAUCAGGAGGGGUCACAACAUCACAUUAAUCAGCGCGUUUCCUCCCGACUUCCACAUUCAAGGCCUGGAGGAGAUAGCGCCUGAAGGGCUGGUGUCCUACGUGAGGGGUUACAUGACCUUCGACCUCGUCGGUGCGAGGAUGAGGGGAGAAGAACCGCUGCCGGUCAUGGAUAUCCUCAGAUAUGGAUAUGAGGCAUGCGACGCUUUCCUCGGCGACUACGAGAUGCGGUCCUUCCUCAGCUCCGGCAGGACGUUCGAUCUGAUGAUCCUGGACGGCAGCUACCCGGAGUGCGCGCUGGGGCUGGUGCACCGGCUCAAGCUGCCCUUCAUGUACAUCAAUACUGUCGGCUUCUACGCCAUGCCCUUCAGCGGCUCCGGCAGCCCCGCCCCGUAUUCCGUCACGCCCUUCUUCGGGAAAGCCUACACAGAUAACAUGGGCAUCAUAGACCGCGCUCUCAACGCGGGCUGGCACAUCGGGACGAAGCUCCUGCACAGCGUCAGCAUCGGCAUCCUCCACAGCGUCCUGAAGAGACACCUGGGGCCCCAGACCCCCCACUCCUACGAUAUGGCAAAGAACGUCAGCUUCAUCCUGCAGAAUGGACACUUCUCGGUGUCGUAUCCGAGGCCGUAUCUACCUAAUGUGGCUGAGGUGGCGUGCAUCCAUUGCAAGGAGGCGAAAAGACUGGAUCCUGAAAUAGAAGAAUGGAUCUCCGGUGCGGGCGACGCUGGCUUCGUGUACGUGUCCAUGGGUUCCUCCGUGAAGACCACCAAGAUGCCGCUCUCUGCCCACCGCAUGAUCGUCAGCGCCCUGGGCCGGCUGCCGCAUAGGGUGCUGUGGAAACAGGACGCGGAGCAGAACAUGACCGACAUACCUUCCAAUGUCAGGCUUUAUAAGUGGCUGCCUCAGCAGGAUCUGCUUGGCCACCCAAAGAUCAAAGCCUUCGUUACUCACGGCGGACUGCUCAGCAUGUACGAGACGGUCUACCACGGGGUGCCUAUCGUCACCAUCCCGGUCUUUUGCGACCACGACUCCAACGCUGCCAAGGCUGAACUAGAUGGAUAUGCUAAAAAACUUGACUUGCAACACCUAACCUCCGAUAAACUGUACCGAGCUAUCAAAGAAGUUAUCAAUGAACCCAAAUAUAGAAAAGAAGUGAAGUAUAGACAGAUUUUGUUAAGAGACCAGAAGGAAACUCCUCUAGAACGCGCUGUGUAUUGGACAGAAUACGUGAUACGACACAAAGGGGCAUAUCAUUUGCAGAGUCCCGCGAAAGAUUUAAACUUUUUCCAAUACUACAUGUUAGAUGUUGCGCUAUUAGUCACACUCACAGUUAUUACAAUAUUGUGUCUUAUUUCCUACACGAUAAGAUACGGAUUUAAGAAACUAGUAACGUACGUGCAGAACAGACAAGUGAACAAGUUGCUGGAUAAAUCGAAUCGAUUGUUGAAGCAAUCGAAUUUGCUAAUAAAUCAAGCGACAAUCGCGAAGAAGAAGCUGUAGAUUAUAAGCAUAGCCUGUAAGGCAUUCCGUGGUUACCAGCAACGUUACCAGUAAGAGAUUAAUGUAAAGGUGCGCGACCACUUGGAGAUAAUUGAUGCGAACUAUUAUACAAGCUUUUUUAUACGCGAGUUGAUCAUCAAUUGUUGCCAAGAUACGCACGUUAAUAAUAACGAUGGUUUUGUAAAUAAUUAGACUAAGUUAUGUUUCGUCUUAUAAUUUUACAGAUAAACUACCUACACACUCGCAUAAAUGUUCCCUUCUUUAGAAAUGAAAAGAUGAGUGACAAUGCGAUUGUUUUGAUAUGUUAUGUGAGUUGAAGUUUUCUCAUACAUUAGACUGCCUUUUGAUACUAUAAAAUUUUACAUAUUCAACACUAAGCGAAGAAAAAUACUUUAAACUACUUAUAUAACAAGAUUCACUAGAUAACAAGUUUUAAUCUCCCUUUUUAAGAUACUGGCGAUGAUGAUUAUGUACUACUUAGAAGAUAAUAAUGAUAUAAAUAACAUUGUGAUGUAAAUAAACACAAAAUUGCUCAAAGAUCCCUAUAUUUAAGACUGAACAAAUGUUUUCUCAAUACCAAUGUUUAUUGAAAUGGCUACCUAUAUUAUGUAUGUUUCCAGAGGAACUCUUUGGGUACGGAACUGGUAGGUACUUAACACUUUGGGUACGGAACCCUUAAAUUAAUAAAAAGUUAAUUUUGAUUUCGAAUGUAAAGUAUUUUCUUGUUUACACCACAGAAUUAAGAAUAACAUACAAGUGUCAAAGACAAAACUAAUUAACCCAGUGCAGCGCAGUUGCAGUGGCGUUUCAUGUAUGUCUUGUAGUGUUAUAGGUCUUAUUAUUUCAAUUUCUGUGAUUUCACUAACGACAGACAUACAUAUCAAUUAAAUUGUAUUAUACAUUUUAUUACUGAGUUGUUUAUAUAAUUAUAUUAAUGAAGUGCAUACAAUAAGUUUUUUUUAUAAAUCUGUGAUUUCACAAUGUUCGUUAAUUUUAAAUUAUCAAAAGUAAAAUAAAACGAGAAUUGAAGUAACUACA